Naegleria lovaniensis is the source of this 1953-nucleotide messenger RNA. RefSeq lists its product as uncharacterized. The coding region runs from base 1 to 1953 and encodes 650 amino acids. The record is from RefSeq and is a predicted model, not a curated record. The transcript has 2 exons. Lineage: Eukaryota; Heterolobosea; Eutetramitea; Acrasida; Naegleriidae.
AUGUCUUCGCAAAACAUUUUGCAAGUAUUGAACCAAUCCACCAACGGAGUGUCACGUGGGAGUGGUCUAAUGAACAGUCCUUCUCCGAAUAGGUCAAUGGUAAUGAACCAUAACAACAAUUAUUCUCCAUCUCUAAACGAUCCGAUUGGAGGUCAAAACAAUAAUUAUCAAAUCAUGCUUCAACAACAACAACAAUUGACGAAUUAUAACUUGUCUAUGUUACAAAAUAACAUCCAAGGAAACAAUUCGAUGACCGCCUAUAACAAUGGUAAUAUGUCUCUCUCUCCCAAUUACCAUGUCACAAACCACUCAACCUCUCCACCAACCACACUGAGUCCAAAUUCCAGCAACACAACCACCUCAAGCUCCAACUCAACCACAAGUACGAACCACACCAAUCUCAUGUUCAUCAACGAGACCACCGCUGACGUUUUACAACGAGGUGCUUUUCCAAAUUAUGAUCUAAGCGCUCCCUCAACCCCUAAAAAGAAUUCCUCUCCACCUAAUUCGAAUGUUUUAUGGACACCUCCUCCUUCUUCGAACGCAUUAUCGAACAGUCCAAAUAUCAAGUCACCUCCUUCAUUGAAAAAUAUGAAACAACAUUCUGCUUCGACUCUUCAUACAGCAACUUCGUUGAGAAUGAAAAAGCAUUCGGGAUUGGGCAAUUUUAAGAAUAAUUAUUUUGAGUUGGAAAUGAAAAAGACACCAAAAUCUCAGAAUGCUCCGUUGAUGGACCAUAGCGGAAAUGGUAAUGGGUCAUCCAAUACUGCUGCAACUACUUCUAGUACGACGACAUCAUCACCUGCUCGAAGAGGAAUUGAAAAAUCUUCAAGUUUUUCCAAGAAGAAUCCAUUACUAAAUUUGGAUCGACAUUCAUUGGCAGCUGCAUUGAGCCAAUCGAAUUUAUUGCAUCCCAAUCAGCAAUUACAAGAGGUUGGAAACAAAAAGUUUUCUCUUUCAUAUAAUGAAUUGCCAGAAGAUUCAAACAUUACAAAUUCUUUGAGCUCAUUGUAUGGUCAACCUCAAGCACUGAUUGGACAAGCCCUUCAUCAACAUGUAUUGAAUCCAAAUGGUUUGUUUUUGAAUGGCACAUCGUCGUCAUCGAUGAACGGUCAAAACUCAAUGAUGGAUCAUGUCAACCACAAUUAUUCCCAACCAUCUUCUGGAAUGAUGAAUCAACAACCACAGACAGAGCCAACGACUCGUAAAAAACUGUUGACCUCUUCGGCCAGCACUCCAAAUUUGUUUCACAGCAACUCGAGCACUCAGCAGAAACAUCAAGAAAUGUCUCACCCAGCUAAUAACUUGUCUUAUUUUGCACAACAACAAGGUGUUUUUCAACAAAUGUCAAGCACGUAUCCUGUAAACGCCAACACAACCUUAAGCAUUCCCCAAUCAGGUCACAUGAAUGGCAAUCAUACGAAUCAAGUUCAUGCAAGCCAUCCAAAGGAUUCCUCUGAUUUUGAUGACAUGCUUGAUUCGUUAUUGAAUGAGGAACCUAAUUUUGAAGAAACAGCAGCGGCAAAUAGUACCUCCUAUAACAGAGUCAACCUUAAUCAUCCAACUAACUUUGGUGAUGUUUGUAACAACUCUCAAAAUUGUCAAAACGUAUGCCCUUCCUCACCAUUGUCAAUAUUUGGAGAUAAGGACGACAACCAACAAGACACUUCACUCAUUUUAGAUAUGGACAACUUCUUCUUGUCUGGCAACGAUGAAACAGAAAAUGAUCCAUCUAGAUUGAAUGGAACUUUCCACCUCGAUGAAAAUACUCAGAAACCAUCAUCGAUCACUCAGCAAGAUCAACAUUUGCCCCUACGGCCGCUCAAUCCACAGGAUGUCAUGAAGGAAUGGGAGAAUAUUUGUUCUCAAAACAGUCAUCAUCCGUUUCCACUUGGAUCCAACUCACCCACACACCUCAACAACCUUGAAUUUGAUUUACUGGAUCAAUUCUAA